Molecule: messenger RNA, 558 nt
Organism: Nerophis lumbriciformis (worm pipefish)
Lineage: Eukaryota; Metazoa; Chordata; Actinopteri; Syngnathiformes; Syngnathidae
Source: RefSeq, a predicted model, not a curated record
AUGACCUGUCAGUCGUCCGACGCCGUCGAGAGCGACGCCCCCUCGGACCCCGAACGGAGGCGCGUGGCCUCGGCCGUGAAGGAGCUGGAGAACGCAGGUUGGUACUGGGGCGCGCUGACGGCCACGGAGGCCAAAGAAGUCCUACGGGACGCGUCGGAGGGAACCUUCCUGGUGCGCGACAGCUCCCAGAGGGACUACCUGUUCACCAUCUCGGCCGUGACGUCGGCGGGCCCCACCAACCUGCGCGUCCGCUUCGACGGCGCCAAGUUUAAGUUGGACUCGGUUCUCCUGGUGAGGCCCAAACUCAAACAGUUUGACAGCGUGGUGCAUCUGGUGGAGCAUUACGUGCAGCUGUCGCGGAGCGCCGCCCGGGCCCGCUCCGCCGAGGCGCCCAACGGGACGGUCCCGCUGCUCCUCACCCGACCCGCUUACCUGGCCGUACCGCCGUUGCAGCACCUGAGCCGCGUGGCCAUCAACCGGCGAACGCGGCGCGUCCGAGACCUGCCGUUGCCCGACAGGCUCAAAGACUACCUGAGCGACUACCUCUACGACAUCUAG